Messenger RNA from Suillus subalutaceus, 1124 nucleotides. RefSeq lists its product as uncharacterized. The record is from RefSeq and is a predicted model, not a curated record. Lineage: Eukaryota; Fungi; Basidiomycota; Agaricomycetes; Boletales; Suillaceae. Bases 21 to 821 code for a protein of 266 amino acids. The transcript is spliced from 4 exons.
AUCAUCCUCACUAGCACACCAUGCCCCCCCUUCGCGCACACAGCCCCCAACCGCAAUCUCCUACAUCUCCAAUGCGUCCCAAGAAGACCGUGGUGCUCCCAGGCUUUCGCGCACCUCCCAAGCCCAAGCCCAAACCCAUCACUCAAAUGACUGCGCGAGAGCUACACGACCAGCACGAUCGGAAUGCAAGAUUGUUAAACUCGUCAUCAGCCUGUACGUCUGCCCUCGGACAACGCCUUUCGGCCGAGCAAGCAGCUAUCGAAUCUCGCCUGCUCGAACUCGAGGGCGUCGAGGAAAUUCGCAACGGUCUUAAGAAGACCAAUAUCAAUGCCGACGAGAUCAUGAUUGUCGACCAACCACGCAUGCCUCGUGUAAUCGAUGCCAAGCAUAGGGCAUUGUCCCGCUACGCGCCCAUCGCGCCCAAUGGUGCUCAACAGGUUAGCUCCCUGAGUUUACAAGAAGCAAUAGAGCUGGAGCAACGCGCCCAUGUCCAAGACGCAGCGAGACAACAACGAUCAGAUGAACGUAAGAGGCGCAUUGGGCUCCCAAUCAGAGGGGAAGUCCUUUCCAGAGCAGAAAUGGAUGCACGGAUGCGGGCCUUCAUUAGCUAUAAGCCGACGGACUCUGACCUCGAAGACGAUAUGGAUGAUGAUGAUGAUGACGAUGAAGACCCGUCAACAUGGUUUGAAGACGACCAGGAUGAUGGUGUCAAAGGUCAAGACAUUAUCGAACCGGACCAUGAAGAACUCUCUAGCAUUAUUCGAGUUGAUGAGAGCAGAGCGCGAUACAGCACGUUCUUCGAACCCAGGGAUGGUGAUUGACAUGUAUAGCAUAAUCCAUAUAAUAUGUGAGAUAUGCACUAUUUUACUUGUAGUCGUAUUAUGUGUCGUUAGAGAAAGUGUGCAUGAGUGUACAUGCGAUUCAAGAGCGUUCGAUCAACCAAACAGCAGAACUGGGUAUGACAACAGAUAUUCUGCGCGUCUUUCCUCUACCGCGCGUGAAUGGGGCAGCUUCUACCUUUCUUCAGCCACGAGGACAAACAAGCUAGAUUGAGCAUUGAUCAGCAUGUCUGUUGCUUACGGAAAGCAAGUGCUCACGGACCAUUGUGGAAACUACAGAAGCAG